This is a messenger RNA of Thelazia callipaeda (thelaziosis nematode), 1449 nucleotides long. The record is from the annotation of a GenBank genome assembly. NCBI's taxonomy places the organism in Eukaryota, Metazoa, Nematoda, Chromadorea, Rhabditida, Thelaziidae.
AUGGCGGCUAAAGUUGCGCAUAAUUGUGCAUUGACACCUCAAAAUCCCCUCUAUGCUUUUCUUUAUGAUCAGAAGCAUAUGUCAGCAAGAGGUUUGCGUUACUUGCAUAAAAAGUCAGGGAUGGACGAAUGUCAGCUGGCGAUUGUUAUUUUGAUUGGUACUUCAGUCUAUCUGACUACCGGUAGUCACGCUCGGUUCGUGGCUAAUUCUAUCCUUAUUGCGGUACCUGUAUUGCUCACAUUUGUUUACCCCAAUGAAAAACCACCAUUCAGGAAUUUAUUGUAUUAUUGGCUGGUGUAUCUGUUUGCAACCUUGUUCCUCGAUGCUGGACUAGGAAGACAAAAAUUUUAUUAUUGCAUGAAAGUAUCUCUCCUUAUAACACUCAUUGCAUUCCCCGAGAGUUCUGCUAAGUCUAAAAAAUCCGAUGAAAGUAUUCAAAAGGAGACCAUCAGCAGUUCUGAAAGCAUUCAAAAAGAGACCAUCAGCAGUUCUGAAAGUAUUCAAAAAGAGACCAUAAACAGUUCAGAUACGGUUUCCCAUCGUGAUGAGACUUCUGAAACAAGCUCUUCAGAAGAUGAAGAACUUUCUUUUUUGCUUGAAGAUCAACAUUUUCCGAAACAAAAGUCAGUAUUUCCUAAUUAUAAAGCAAAAACGGAUCAGUAUGCAUCUGCACAAAAAACUGAAGCUAAUGCCAUAAGAAAACACCAACGUGUACCUAAACUUUUUUCUGUACAAGAACCUCAAGAACUUGAGUUAAAAUCUUUAAAUGACUAUAAAUCCGUUCCUGUACGGAAACUUAAAGCUGUUAUUGUUCAAGAAUCCAAGUCUGCUCCUCUUUUGAAUUUUAAAAUUGUUCCUGUACAGAAACCUUCAAAACUCGCAACCUCAGAGCAACUUGAAUCACUUUCUGAAUUUUAUUCUACUUCCAAGCAUAAACAGAAAUCGAUUUGCAUGCAGAAGUAUGACAAUAUUUCUGAUAAAGAAGUUAAAGUGGCAAAAAGUACUCAAGCACCUGUGGAACAACAUAGAGGCAGUUCAACGCAGAUGUCCAAAUCACAGAUGUUACCUUCUGAAAAUUUUGGCACUACAGUCAUAAAGAUAAAGAAAAGCAGAACUCAUGAAGAUGAACAAAAUGCACCAGUUGAGUUCUGGAAUGUAGAAGUAAAGCAGCCUCAUAGCGUUGUUUCACAAGAAGCAGUUUUAAAAACGCCUAUUAUUUCACAUUCUGAGACUAUUUCAAAAAUUCCAUCUGAAAAUUCAGAACUUAUUAGUGUCAAAUCUGAAAAAGAAUCUGAGAUGCCAAAAACAACUACGGAAAUAAUGCCUUCUCAGCACGUUCAUACUGAUAAUGCGUUCAGAGCUUGUGAUAACAAAACCACAAAUAUUAAUUCAAAUAAAAUUGAAAGAUUCAAUGCAGGAAAGGAUGUAUCAGAAAAAAAUAGCAGUUAA